Schizosaccharomyces osmophilus is the source of this 321-nucleotide messenger RNA. RefSeq lists its product as uncharacterized. The record is from RefSeq and is a predicted model, not a curated record. Lineage: Eukaryota; Fungi; Ascomycota; Schizosaccharomycetes; Schizosaccharomycetales; Schizosaccharomycetaceae. The coding region runs from base 1 to 321 and encodes 106 amino acids. The transcript is spliced from 3 exons.
AUGAUUAUUGACAUAGUUUGGUUUCAGAAUUUUCAUUCCUUUUUUAAUGGAACGGCAGUUUUGAUUAUAAAGGAUGAAACUGAGGGAAACUCUGGUGUCCAUCAGAAGGUGUUUCUACAUAGAGAACUUCAUACAGGCAUAAAUAUGAAUUUGCUUAUUGUCACGCAUAGCUUGCUUGGUGCAGCAACACGCACAAAAAUGAACCGUGUGGGAUUGACGUAUUUGAAAUUGCUGUUCGGCAAAGAAAACCCUACCUGGAGGUUUUCUAUUGAUCGCCAAAUAUUGAUCAUUAUUUUGACAUACGCUUCCGAAGCUACUUGA